UUAUUGGCUGUGCAGGAAAUUGAUUCAGUCGGUCUAUUCGCACCACUGGUUCGCACGAACUGACAGGAAGUCAACAGAAGGGUAUUUUCAAAUGAUCGUGUGAAAAAUGCUGCUGAAAAAGGAGAUUUUACCUUUGUAAUGUAAAUGGGCUUCAAAAGUAGCCUGCUAGAUAACAACUAAAUUUAAAAAAUAUCGACAAAAACCGAGAAAGACCAAACACGAUGGAAAAUUGAGCCGUCUGUCCGGUUCGGAAUAUAUAUUUGCAUAGGCUACAGUAAGUUAACUAUCAUCAGUGGCCGAAAUGGAGCUAUUCCAAGCCAAAGAUCAUUAUAUCCUCCAGAGCGGAGAGAAAGCGCUGUGGUGUAGCCGAAAUGAUGGGACAAUGGAAUUCAGACCCGCUACAGAUCUCCUGUUGGCAUGGAACCCAGUGUGCCUAGGGCUGGUGGAGGGAGUAAUUGGGAAGAUACAGCUUCAUGCCGAUCUCCCUCUGGGCCUGAUAAUGAUUAGACAGAAAGCCCUGGUGGGCAAACUGCCCGGUGACCACAGUGUGUACAAGAUAACCAAGAUCACAGUCAUCCCGCUGUCAGAGGACGAGCCCCAGGACCUGGAGCUGGAGCUAUGUAAGAAGCACCACUUCGGUAUCAACAAACCGGAGAAGAUCUCACAGUCCCCCGAUGAGUCCAAGUUCCUGCUGAAAACUUUCAGUCAGAUCAAGUCAAACGUUGCCGUGCCCAUCAAGAAAAAGGUAAAGGAGAACAAGGAGAAGGAACGGCUUGAGAAGCGGUUGCUCGACGAGCUGUUGAAGAUAUUCAUGGACUCUGAUUCGUUCUACUACAGUGUGACCUAUGACCUGACUAAUACUGUCCAGAGACAGGGAGACGCACAGAACACCAGCCUGCCUCUCUGGCAACGGGUUGAUGACCGGUUUUUCUGGAACAAGUACAUGAUACAGGACCUCAUUAACCUGCAGGUAAGCUGUUGGGAACCCUAUGAGAUGGUCUCUUCUCCGAUACCCUUUUGGAAAAGUCCCAUUAAAUUCCGAAUGGGACAAUUUCAGCAGGAUUCCUGUGUGAUAAUGUCUUCUGAGCAUCCCUUCAGAAUCCCUCUGUGAACUGGCCCCCACAACAGUCCUUGAAAACGCACAGAAACCGCAAGAGUUUGUUGCAGUGUUCUUGGUGGAAAUAAAUGGGUUUCCUGUAUGUUAUUAUUGGAUUUUUUAUGCAGGGUGAGGGGAUCUCCCAUUUGUGACCACAGAGAUUCUACCGUCUCUGCAGUAUUUGUAGUUUCACCAGUGAGGCUGAUAUAAUCACUGCCAAAAAUGACAUGACCAUUCUCGAAGGUCAUUGCACCUGCAUAUAAAUGGACUGCAUUUAUAUAGCGCUUUUAUCCAAAGCGCUUUACAAUUGAUGCCUCGCAUUCACCAGAGCAAUUAGGGGUUAGGUGUCUUGCUCAGGGACACUUCGACAUGCCCAGGGCGGGGGAUCAAACCGGCAACCCUCCGACUGCUAGACAACCACUCUUACCUCCUGAGCUAUGUCGCCCACAAAGGCUUUCAUAUAAGAGUCACAACAUAUAAUUGGACCCACAAAAUGAUAAGUGCGAACGUCAUUGGCUGAUAUUGGCUGACAUUUUUCUAACGGGUGCUCAGUAUUUGCUCAUUUCAUCCUGAUUAAUGUUCUGUAAUAUCUACAAUAUCGCAGCAGUACGGAGACUCCAUAUGACAGUUCCCCACAUAUACUCAGGAAUUAAUGCUAAUCUGCAAGAAACAGCUGCCCGAGUGUUCUGUCUAAGUCAGUUUAGGAGAUACAGUGCACAGCUGCUUUUUUAGUGUUUGGGGAAUGGUUUUUAGUUGGGUAUGUCUGCCACAUGGUGUCAAAAAAAAACAGGAUGUGGCUGGGAGGGACUCUUGCUGCCGGAACGGCUUCUCUGCACUGACUCACGCUUUCCCACAAAGGCUUUCUGUUUCAUUAGUCACGCUGCAGAGGGUGCUGAGAUAAAGGGGAAUUCUUACUUCUCGCUCGUUACCUCUUCUGUAACUUAUUUAGGAAACUCAGUUAUAUGAUGUGUUUUUUUUUUUUUUUAAUCACAAAAGACAUAUAGGAGCACUGGUACCAAGUGAGUCGGGCGACCUUUAAAUAAUUUCAUUUGAGGCCCCCCCCCCCCCCGCCAAUAU
Messenger RNA from Anguilla rostrata (American eel), 2173 nucleotides. Its product is annotated as phosphatidylinositide phosphatase SAC2-like. Lineage: Eukaryota; Metazoa; Chordata; Actinopteri; Anguilliformes; Anguillidae. The transcript is spliced from 6 exons. The coding region runs from base 302 to 1111 and encodes 269 amino acids. Gene Ontology annotation, cellular component: clathrin-coated endocytic vesicle; early endosome. Gene Ontology annotation, biological process: phosphatidylinositol dephosphorylation; regulation of endocytic recycling. Gene Ontology annotation, molecular function: phosphatidylinositol-4-phosphate phosphatase activity. The record is from RefSeq and is a predicted model, not a curated record.